Somion occarium is the source of this 3304-nucleotide messenger RNA. The record is from the annotation of a GenBank genome assembly. NCBI's taxonomy places the organism in Eukaryota, Fungi, Basidiomycota, Agaricomycetes, Polyporales, Cerrenaceae.
UAUCUAUUCUCAUGUUCCCGCUUCUUUCCAGCUUUGUGGGUUUGAGGUGCAACCCUCGGACUCCGUUUCAGUCCGGCGAUCUUUACAACGUGAGGCUUACCGUGUCACCAUGUGCCUCCAGAUGAUUCAAUUGAAGAAGGCCAUGGGUGACGUGUCUUCUAAAGUUGCCGCGUAGCUUUUGAACGGCUCAACACUGCUCGCCUUGUGGCUCUUCUAUUGAAGCGCUGCCAUAUGAUCUGGCGCGUGAUGAAGACGUUUUUCUACGUACCGCUAAUACUUAGAGUCUCUGCUCAUCGUUGGUGGAUACAGAGGGGACGACACCCUGUGUCUGCAAAUCCCACUCGACAAAUUAAUUGUAUCCCGAGGUUCUACCGGCCCGUCACUGCUCCAGCAGCAAUGAUGCAUAAGGAUGCAGGGGAAACAUAUGACUGCUUUACUGACCUCUAUCAGGAACCCGUACUGCUUCACGAUUCAUACAGCUCUGCAGAGUUGUGAAUAAGUACACAAUACUCGCAUUUGACUGGCCAAAUGCUGAAUUGCACGUAAUGCCGUAUCGCUGGCGAACGGACAACCAGUGCCGGCCAUUGUCGACACCAUCAUGCCGAUGAGGGUCAUCGGAUGAAUCACUUGGUCUUGCUCGACGUUGUCCGUUGCUUCUGAGGGACAUUGGUCAGCCGUUAUGCGUUAUGGAAGGCAUGACAGUGAAGACCAGCGAGAUAUCGCAAUCAUGAUUUCCCCGCCGCAUCCAAAGCAUCAUGGCAGUGAAACAGCUCGUGGUGCUUGCUGCCCUUGUCACGUCUGUCGCGUGCUAUGGAUUUCCAGACUGCAGUAGUGCCCAACUCAAAGGCAAUGCCGUGUGCGAUACCUCCAAAGACCCAAUUACUCGUGCUACAGCUCUCAUCAAUCUCUUCACUGUCGAUGAACUUAUAAACAAUACCGACAAUGGCUCUGGAGGUGUCCCUCGUCUUGGGAUUCCAUCUUACCAAUGGUGGUCAGAAGCAUUGCAUGGGGUAGCUAAUAGUCCAGGCGUGAACUUCUCGGCGUCUGGAGAGUGGAGCUCUUCCACCUCUUUCCCUCAGCCUAACAUCCUAGGCGCGACUUUCGACGACGACCUUGUCAAACAAGUUGCGGAUGUCGUUAGUACAGAGGCCCGUGCAUUUAACAAUGGCGGGCAUGCAGGACUUGACUUCUGGACUCCCAACAUCAAUCCCUUCAAAGAUCCUAGAUGGGGUAGAGGUCAAGAAACGCCUGGCGAAGAUCCAUUCCACUUGUCGCAUUAUGUUAUGAACCUGAUCCAAGGUUUGCAAGGCGGCGUCGAUCCACAGCCGUACUUCAAGGUCGUUGCUGACUGCAAGCACUUUGCUGCAUAUGACAUGGAAAAUUGGCACGGGAAUGUACGGUACGGGUUCAACGCUGUCGUUACGCAGCAGGACCUUAGCGAGUACUAUCUUCCGCCUUUCCAAACUUGUGUGCGAGACGCGAAAGUCGGCAGUGUCAUGUGCUCGUACAACGCCGUCAACGGUAUCCCUUCUUGUGCCUCGCCGUUCUUGCUGCAGACGGUGCUGAGGGAUCACUGGGGUUUCUCGGAUGAUCGUUGGGUGACUAGUGAUUGCGAUGCAGUUGACAAUGUCUUUUCUCCCCACAACUUUUCCACGACCCUCGCCGAAGCAUCUGCCGUAUCUCUCAAAGCUGGCACAGACAUUGAUUGUGGCAGCACGUAUGGUGCUAACCUAGGAGCAGCGUUGAACCAAUCGCUGAUCACGGAGGCACAUCUUCGAAAAGCGCUUACUAGACAGUAUGCAUCUUUGGUCAGACUUGGCUACUUCGACGAUCCAUCAAAGCAACCAUUCCGUCAGCUUGGCUGGUCCGACGUGAAUACAAAGUCUGCACAAGACCUCGCUCAUAAAGCUGCUGUUGAGGGAAUUGUCCUAUUGAAGAACGAUGGUACCUUGCCGUUCAAGCGUUCCAUCAAGAAAAUCGCGCUCAUCGGGCCUUACGCUAACGCCACACGUGAACUGCAAGGCAAUUACUUCGGCAUCGCGCCCUUCCUCAUCAGUCCACUCCAAGCUGCUCAGACUGCUGGGUUUGACGUUUCCUAUGUGUUUGGCACGAACGUCUCCACAAACGAUACUAGUGGUUUUGCUUCUGCUGUCAGCGCUGCCAAGUCUGCUGACGUCGUGAUCUACGCGGGAGGCAUUGGCGAGACAAUAGAGAGAGAAGACAUUGACCGUGAUGCGAUCAGCUGGCCGGGGAACCAGCUUGACCUCAUAAGCGAAUUGGAGAAGGUUGGGAAACCCUUCAUUGCCGUGCAGUUCGGAGGGGGCCAGGUGGACCAAACAUCACUGAAAGCGAGCAAGUCCGUGAACGCUAUUUUGUGGGCCGGUUAUCCGGGACAAAGUGGUGGUGCCGCCCUCUUUGACAUUUUGACGGGCAAGGCAGCGCCUGCUGGACGUCUUGCAACCACACAGUAUCCCGCCGAAUAUGUCAAUCAAGUCCCUAUGACAGACAUGACGCUACGUCCAAGCUUAGUUAACCCGGGCCGAACGUACAAGUGGUACACAGGAACACCGGUUUUCGAGUUCGGGUUCGGGCUUCAUUACACGACAUUCUCACAUAGCUGGGCUACAAAGCCUUCGAGCAGCCACAACAUUCAGUCACUCUUUUCGAGAGCCAGGUCGGCCGCUCACAUGGACCUCGGCCUUCUCGAUACAUUCACGGUGAACGUCAGGAAUACUGGCAGGGUCACCUCGGACUAUGUUGCCCUUCUAUUCGUGAACAGCAAGAAUGGACCCGCCCCGCAUCCGAACAAGGAGCUCAUUUCUUACGUUCGUCUACACGAUAUUGCUCCAGGCAGGACCGCAACUGCGAAACUCGAGGUCACGCUCGGUUCGAUCGCUAGGGCGGACGAGAACGGCGAUCUUUGGCUAUUCCCAGGAACUUAUCAGCUCACAGUCGACACCGACGCCGUUCUCAAAACAAGCUUCCAACUGACUGGAAGUGCUACUAGAAUUUCAGAGUGGCCACGCGACAACUCAACUCAGGCGUCUGUUUAGAGCUUGAGGCGCCUGCUUAGAGCUUGAGGCGCCUGCUUAGAGCUUGAGGCGCCUGCUUAGAGCUUGAGGCGCCUGCUUAGAGCUUGAGGCGCUAAUAUGUGUGAAACGAAAACGGGAACUCUCUAGCGUUAUGUGCGUGCUGUACUGGGAAUCCACGACGUUUACGAAGUUGAUGUAGAUAUUUCAUGCGGAUAUGUCCUUUGAGUGCUGAGAUAGCUUUGAACCAAUAAAUUCGAGUGGAUUUAUCAUCU